Molecule: messenger RNA, 984 nt
Organism: Drosophila albomicans
Lineage: Eukaryota; Metazoa; Arthropoda; Insecta; Diptera; Drosophilidae
Gene: Ccp84Ac
Product: cuticle protein 21
Exons: 2
Coding region: 202-855 (217 amino acids)
Cellular component (GO): extracellular matrix
Source: RefSeq, a predicted model, not a curated record
UAAAACUUUACGAAAAAGUGAAAGAAAGGCCAGCCACAAUGGACCAUUCGGCCAUGGUGCCCAACCGAAAAUUUCCUCUAUAAAUACAAAUGCACUGGAUGUUAAAUUAUUAUUCAAAGCACAGCCCUCAGAGAAGGAGUACAUCGCGUCCACAGCUUAGUUACCCAUCCAAACACCAAAACCCUUCACAUAAACUGCAAAAUGGCUUUCAAGUUGCUCGCUUUGGUCUCUCUGGUUGCUGCCGUCUCCGCUGGCGUGAUUCCUGUGGAACACCACGAACACCUGGAACCACAGCUCUACCACGCUGCAGUGUCUCAGCCACAGCAUGUGAUCUACCAGAAGCCCCACGACAUUCACGCCCACGCCCACGCCCAUGAGGUCUAUCCCGACGAUCCUCAUCCCAAGUACAACUUUGCCUACGAUGUGCAGGAUGCUCUCUCCGGCGACUCUAAGAGCCAGGUUGAAUCCCGCGAUGGAGAUGUUGUCCAGGGCGAAUACUCGCUGGAUGAUGCCGAUGGCUUCCGUCGCACUGUCAAGUACACCGCUGACUCUGUGAACGGCUUCAACGCUGUCGUGCACCGUGAACCUCUCGCUCAUGUCCACCACAAAGUGGUUGCUGCCGCUCCAGUUGCUCCCGUGCAGUAUCAUCAUGCUGCCCCAAGUGCUGUGCUGAAGACUCCAGUGUCGUAUGCUGCCCCCGCUUAUGUGGCUCCCACCUAUGCUGCUCCCUCUCACUACGAGCACGAGCCACAGCACUACGAACACGAGCAGCAGCAGCAUCAAGCUCAGCACUAUGCCAGCUAUGAGACUCCUGCCCCAGCCAGCCAUGAUGCCAGCGACUACUACCACCAUUAAGGCCGAAGCGUGCACCGAUGAAAGUAUUAUUUUGCAUCUCCCCAUUCCAUGUACUCAUUGCCCCCAAACACAUUCCUCUAGUGCCCUAAGAUCUUUGUUAAAUAGUUCUAUUGUAAAUAUUUCAAUAUA